AUAAUUCCAAUGGCGGCCCCUACGCCGUUGGCCAUGCUUUGCUCUUCUUAUACCGUCUCUCCUUCUCUCUCUCUAUUUCUUUAUAUCUUUUUCACUCGCUAGUAUUAAAAGCUAAACGCACUAUCAACGCCACAAGUACACCAGCAUUUGCAAGACAAGAUAAGAAGCAAAAUACAUAAAAGGCUGCUCCACUUUGCAUCUCUCUCAUGGAGGAGGAGCUCGUCAACCGGUUCAAGCUACUUGUCAUCUCUUUCGCCGUCUUAUUGUUUGUUUUAAAGGUUACAAUUCUGCUUUGGUGGACACCCAGAAAAAUUGAAGACCAUUUCUCUAAGCAAGGGAUCAGAGGUCCUCCUUAUCAUUUCUUCAUUGGAAAUGUUAAGGAGUUGGUUGGCAUGAUGCUCAAGGCUUCUUCUCAACCCAUGCCUUUCUCCCACAACAUACUCCCUAGAGUUCUCUCUUUUUACCAUCACUGGAGGAAAAUCUAUGGUGCAACAUUUCUUGUAUGGUUCGGACCCACCGUCCGCCUCACCGUCGCCGAUCCCGAUCUCAUUCGUGAAGUGUUUACUUCCAAGUCUGAAUUCUACGAGAAAAACGAAGCUCACCCUCUCGUUAAACAGCUCGAAGGCGAUGGUCUCCUCAGUCUCAAAGGAGAAAAAUGGGCUCACCAUAGGAAAAUCAUAACACCCACCUUCCAUAUGGAAAAUCUCAAACUGCUGGUGCCAGUGGUGGCAAAAAGCGUCACCGAAAUGUUGGAUAAAUGGCUAGCAAUGUCAAUAUCCGGCCAGGUAGAAAUUGAAGUUUCAGAGUGGUUUCAACUUCUUACAGAAGAUGUCAUCACUCGAACGGCAUUUGGCAGUAGCUAUGAAGAUGGAAAAGCCAUUUUUAGACUGCAAGCUCAGCAAAUGGAGCUCGCUGCUGAAGCUUUUCGGAAAGUUUUCAUCCCUGGCUACAGAUUUUUACCCACAAAAAGGAAUAUAAAUUCAUGGAGACUAGACAAGGAAAUCAAGAAGUCCUUAAUGAAACUGAUCAAAAAGAGAAAAGAGAAUUCAGCUAGUGGGAAUGAAGAAAAAGAAAAAAGUCCAAAGGAUUUGCUGGGACUCAUGAUCCAAGCUUCAAACUCGUCUGCAAAUAUAACAGAUUACGACAUUGUCGAAGAAUGCAAGACAUUUUUCUUUGCUGGCAAACAGACCACAUCCAAUUUGCUGACGUGGACAACAGUUCUCUUAGCAAUGCACCCACAAUGGCAGGUGCUAGCACGUGAGGAGGUGAUAAGGGUAUGUGGAUCACGUGACACACCUACUAAGGAUGAUGUUGUCAAGCUUAAGACGCUGACCAUGAUAUUAAAUGAAUCCCUACGAUUAUACCCGCCCAUCAUCGCUACCAUCAGACGGGCAAAAAUUGACGUGGAGUUGGGUGGGUAUAAGAUCCCAUGUGGGACCGAAUUAUUAAUUCCAAUCCUAGCCGUUCAUCAUGAUCAAGCCAUAUGGGGCAACGAUGCUAAUGAAUUUAAUCCAGCUAGAUUCACCGAGGGGGUGGCCCGUGCAACAAAACAUUCGGUGGGAUUCAUCCCAUUCGGGUUAGGGGUCCGCACCUGCAUUGGACAAAACCUAGCCAUCUUGCAAACUAAAUUAGCCCUUGCCAUUAUACUUCAACGGUUCUCCUUUCGACUAGCUCCGACCUAUCAACAUGCUCCAACUGUUGUUAUGUUAUUGUACCCACAAUAUGGUGCACCAAUUAUCUUUCAACAUGUGUCCUCUGAUCAUGAUGAUCAAGAUCAACCCAUUUCUAGUCAACAUGAACGGUCCUGAUUUUAUUUGUUAUCCUUUGUGUGUAAGUGGCUUGCUGUUUCAUAGCAUCCAAAAUUUAGAGCAAAUAUUUUGCAUAUUUUACUGACCCAAUGCUCUUUCAUGGUUUUUUUUUUUUUUUAACCUAUGGUUGUAGGAUUAUAUAUAUUAAUGUCUAACAACUAGGUAGCUAUAGCUUCCUGCUUGUCGAAUCAAAUUAAAUGUAUAUUUUGCACAAUUUCUACUCAGUUUUGUAGCA
Molecule: messenger RNA, 2043 nt
Organism: Mangifera indica (mango)
Lineage: Eukaryota; Viridiplantae; Streptophyta; Magnoliopsida; Sapindales; Anacardiaceae
Product: cytochrome P450 734A1-like
Exons: 4
Coding region: 207-1808 (533 amino acids)
Biological process (GO): brassinosteroid metabolic process; brassinosteroid homeostasis
Molecular function (GO): iron ion binding; heme binding; monooxygenase activity
Source: RefSeq, a predicted model, not a curated record